UUGCAGAGCAAAAAAGCCCGUCGAAUUCAGGCGAGGACCCCCAAGGAGAAGUUGAGUCUCCUCACCAGGGGAUGGGUCACCCCAAGUCACCAGGGGAGUGUGACUUGGAGGCAUCUGCCCCCACAGUUGCCUGGGCCAGUGCUGAAUCCCGCCUUGCUCCUGUUUCCCGAGAACCGGCAGGGAGGUCAGCAGAUGGGUCAAGUCCGGAAGAUGGAGAAGAGUCAGACCGAGAGGAUGGGAGUUACUGCCCCCCCAUAAAGCGUGAAAGGACAUCCUCGCUCACCCACUUUCCUCCUUCGCAGUCGGUGACGAAGAACAAUGUCUUUAUGCCGUCAAGCUUCUGUGAACCCUCAGCUGGAAACUCUGACUCAGAACCAGAAGAGAAGAGCACAGGAUUCCGGCUAAAGCCGCCCACCUUGAUCCACGGCCAGGCGCCCAGUGCCGGGGUCCCCAGCCAGAAACCGAAAGAGCAGCAAAGAAGCGUGUUACGCCCGGCCGUGUUACAGGCCCCGCAACCAAAGGCUUUCUCGCAAACAGUUCCGACCAGCGGGACCAAUGGCGUUAGCAUCCCCUCCAAUCCUGUGGCAGCCACAUCUGAGCCCCUGAGUAACACGACGCCGAAAUCUCCUGACUCGGAGGAAAAGGAUAGCGCCUGUCGGAAAACUGAGCCUCACCGUGCUGCCGAGGCCGAGAAGUGCAAAGCGGCCGAGCAGAACACCCCGCAGUCGUUCGUCUUUGGUCAGAACCUGAGAGACCGAGUAAAGGUACCUGACCUGCUGCUUGUGUUAGGAGACGAAGGGGACGACUCUGCUGACCUGCCAAAUGCCCGGCUCCCGAGAUCCGAGACGCCUCCAGCCACCAACUACUUCCUGCAGUACAUCAGCUCCAGCACAGAAAACUCAACGCACAGCGGCGAUGCCUCCGGCACCAAGUUUGUGUUUGGACAGAACAUGAGCGAGCGGGUUUUGAGUCCGCCCAAACUGAGCGAGCCGGGCACAGACAGUAACAAGGAAAACACUGCUGGGGAUUCUGGCUCUGAGUCCUCUUCACAGGAAGCCACGCCGGAAAAAGCCAAUAACAUUUCAGAAUCUCUGGCUGAGUCUGCCGCGGCAUAUACGAAAGCGACCGCCAGGAAGUGUCUGCUUGAGAAGGUGGAAGUGAUCACCGGAGAGGAAGCCGAGAGCAACGUCCUGCAGAUCCAGUGCAAGUUAUUUGUCUUUGACAAAACCUCCCAGUCCUGGGUGGAAAGGGGCCGGGGGCUCCUGAGGCUGAACGACAUGGCGUCCACUGACGACGGGACACUGCAGUCACGCCUGGUCAUGAGAACGCAAGGCAGCCUGCGGUUAAUCCUGAACACCAAGCUUUGGGCGCAGAUGCAAAUUGACAAAGCCAGCGAGAAGAGCAUCCGGAUCACGGCCAUGGACACGGAGGACCAGGGCGUCAAAGUGUUCCUCAUCUCGGCAAGUUCUAAAGACACGGGACAUUCUCUACUGUCUCCUUGCAACACCGUGAUCCUGGCUCCUAAGUGAGUCAUGUGGAACAUGGUUGGGAGGCCAAAAAUUCCUACCUAGAGCUUGUGAGGUGA
This is a messenger RNA of Sphaerodactylus townsendi, 1585 nucleotides long. RefSeq names its product RAN binding protein 3 (gene RANBP3). The coding region runs from base 72 to 1529 and encodes 485 amino acids. NCBI's taxonomy places the organism in Eukaryota, Metazoa, Chordata, Lepidosauria, Squamata, Sphaerodactylidae. The transcript has 15 exons. The record is from RefSeq and is a predicted model, not a curated record. Gene Ontology annotation, cellular component: nuclear pore; cytoplasm. Gene Ontology annotation, biological process: protein export from nucleus. Gene Ontology annotation, molecular function: GTPase activator activity.